Acanthosepion pharaonis is the source of this 750-nucleotide messenger RNA. The record is from the annotation of a GenBank genome assembly. NCBI's taxonomy places the organism in Eukaryota, Metazoa, Mollusca, Cephalopoda, Sepiida, Sepiidae.
AUGAUUUUACAUUCUUUUUUAAUUCUUUCUUUCAUUUUGAAUUCUUUUCCUUUUUUUUCCUGUAAUGAUUUUACGUUCAUUCUUUUCCUUUCUUUUCUUUUAUUCUUUCUUUUUUUGAAUUCUCUCUAUAUCUAUCUAUCUAUCUAUCUAUCUAUCUAUCUAUCUAUCUAUCUAUCUAUCUAUCUAAAUUCCAAUACAGAUUUGGAUAGUAAAUCGGAUGACGAACUGCUUUGCGACGAAACUACUCUGGACCAAGUAGUAUUGUUAUUAGCAAUAUAUUUAAAGGUGGCAGAUGAGAAGAUAUACAUGGCAGUAUAUCAAUUUAUCGAGGAUGAAUUUAUACUGCCUAAACACUAUCUUCCAAAACAUGUUCAUACCAUCGGAGAUACGAAUUCAUUGCACGUAAAUAGCGAAUUCCUUAGCGCUCAUGAUCAGGAUAAGAUAGUAAUAGGGGAUGCGGCUAGAAAGUUUCUUAAUUUUGUACGGUUACGUAAAGCGAUAUGGAAUUCGUUAUUUGAGGAAUACGUCCUCUCAGAGGAUACCUCUUCUGAUUCUGAUAUAGCAUUGUCCUCGUUUCUAGAUGAGUAUGAAAAAAUUACGCCGCCUCCAACGGAGAAGAGAAAAUCUGGAGCACCUUCUCAACCUUCCACACCAGAAAAACGAAAUCGAACCGAUGGACGAAGUGGAUGGACUAGUUCUGCUGUCAAACGUUUGCGGUUCGAUGACGACAAUGAUGACGACAGCAAUUGA